This is a messenger RNA of Meloidogyne enterolobii, 1892 nucleotides long. The record is from the annotation of a GenBank genome assembly. NCBI's taxonomy places the organism in Eukaryota, Metazoa, Nematoda, Chromadorea, Rhabditida, Meloidogynidae.
UUCCUUCUCCUAUUUUUCCUUAAAGGAUGUAUUAAAUUUCUUUUUAAUUAAAAAAAUAAAAAAAAAAUAUGGGUGGCCAAAUAAGCAGCAGCGGAAGUGGAGAAAACUUCAAUACAACAAGAAGUUUUAGUAGCAGCAGCAGAAAUAGUUCCGGCGGUCUGUUAACCUCCCCAGGCUUGAGUUCGAUAGGCUCUAGUGGAAGAAAGUCGAGACAUUGGAGAACGCCCUCAAGUUGUUCAAAUUCUGCUAGCCCUCCCCAAAUCUCGUCCUCUUCGUCUUUUUCUUCUGCUGGUUGUACCCCCUAUUUGUCUGAACAACAACAAAACAAACAACAAUUUAUUAGACACCCUUCGUUAUCUAAAUCAAGUAUUCGAUCUUCUAUCUCCAAAGGUCGACAAAAAACCAACAGUCUAACCCAAUGGAAAGCCCUUCCUUCACCGUCUCCUUUUGCCGAUAAUUAUGCCAAUGUUAAUUCAUUUAUUGGUGCUGGUUCGAAAAGCAAUCGGUUGCCUUCCUCAAUGCUUGGACACAACCACAAAAGUCAGCAUGGAUCAAAUUCUGCUAGAAGUGGUUUAGGCUCAAAUGGAAAAAGCAUAAAUGGCCCGUCAACAUUUGUUUCUCGUUGGGGUGGUUCAUUCACGCGUGCAUUGCCUGGACUUAAAGGAGGAGGGGGAGGAGGAAAUGUUAAUAAUUUUGUAGAAGGAAGGCAUUUAAUGGCCAAAAGUUUAAUUAAAGAGCAAACAACCCAACAAAGAAGGCGGCAUUUGCCGUCAAGUAAAAACAGAAAAGAAUUAAUUGAAAAUAGUAGUAAAAUUGAGGAUAAUAAUAACAACAAUAUUUAUGUAAAUAAUAAUGAAAAUUACGAAAAUGAUGAUGUCUAUAAGGAUUUGUCUACUUUAACAAUCUCUAAUAAUUAUUCUUCAAACAAUUUUAAAAAUACUCAAGAAGAAAAAAAUUUGUCGGAGAAAGAAGUUCAUUGGAGAAGAAGAAAAAUAUUAGAAAACAAUUCUAAUAGUAAGGACUUUUCUUUAAAAAGUUCUUUAAAACGAAGUGGUUCUAAACUGUUUAAUGGACUAUUACGUUCGUUAAUUGGAGAGGAUGAAAAUGAGGAAGAAGAAAAAGAAGAGGAGCUUGAAAAGAAGAAAAAUUGGGAAAAGGAGGAUGAGGAGGAGGAGGAAGGAUUUAAUGAUAAUUUUAAGAAUCGUCUCUAUCUUGAUGAUAACAACAACAAAACAACAAUUUUAAAUAAUUUACCACAUAAACACAAAACAGCAACAAUAAGUACAUCCUCAUUAAGAGCUUCUCUAUACCAAGCGAAAAAGCGAAUGUUACCAAAAUGUACUUCUUCUGCCGCUAAUAGACUUCCAAAUAAAAAUGGAAAUGUGGAAAUUUUUCUCAACAAGAGAGGUGAUGGAGAACUUGUAUCCUCCAUGCUUUUAUCGAUGGCUACUUGUCCUUCUGUCGACUCUUCAAUUUCUAAUAGACGCCCAUUUUCUGCUCCAACAGAUGCUUAUACUUCUACAAAUGUUAAAAAAUCUAAAGAUUUGUGGUUGUCUGCGGAUUGGAGUGGGGGAAACGAAAAGACUAAAUUUUUGGACAAUUUGAGUCCUUUGAGGCAGAGACGAAAAAUCAUUCAAGCAAAUUCUGGUGAAUUAAUUAAAGCUAUUGGGUAUUUUAUUUGUCAACAUUGUUGUUGGUAUGGAUUGCAUGAACAGUUUGAACCGGCACAUUUGGGGACUUGGCUUCGAAGUGUUGAUCGGGCAUUAAUUUUACAGGGCUGGCAAGAUGUAGCAUUCAUCAAUCCGGCAAAUUUAGUAUUUUUAUUUAUGCUAAUUCGUGAUGCUUUUUUGCAGGGUUUUUUAAUUAAAUGUGAAAAAAAAAUAAUUUUUUAA